GUCCAAUGGCUGCUAAUUCUAUCUUCUUCAAAUCACAUUUUAUCUUUUCUUGACCGAACAACAGACACGGAUUGAGAUAGGCAGAGGCAGGUUUCAAGAAUUUAUAGUGAAAAAUGGUGGCUACAGCUACAAUCACAGGGAUAGGGACAGCUGGAUUAUUCGGGUUAUCAUGUAGUAACACUCAAAGAAGAAAUCUGUCGUCAAGAUGUGUCAAAAUGACGGUCUCCGUUGAGGAAGAAAAGAAGAAUUUCACUCUCAAGAAAUCCCAAGAAGCUUUCAAUAUCGCCAAGGAGCUGAUGCCGGGAGGUGUGAAUUCACCGGUGAGGGCAUUUAAGUCAGUGGGUGGACAGCCUAUUGUUAUGGAUUCUGUAAAGGGUUCUCACAUGUGGGACAUUGAUGGCAAUGAGUAUGUUGAUUAUGUUGGUUCUUGGGGUCCUGCCAUUAUUGGUCAUGCUGAUGAUCAGGUACUUGCAGCCUUGGCUGAAACAAUGAAGAAAGGGACAAGCUUUGGUGCGCCUUGUCUUCUAGAGAAUGAACUAGCAAAGAUGGUGAUAAAAGCAGUUCCUUGCAUUGAAAUGGUUCGAUUUGUCAAUUCUGGAACAGAGGCUUGUAUGGGUGUUCUUCGUCUAGCUCGUGCCUUUACUGGGCGGGAGAAGCUUAUCAAAUUUGAGGGUUGUUAUCACGGUCAUGCCGAUCCUUUCCUUGUCAAGGCAGGAAGUGGUGUUGCAACACUAGGACUCCCCGACUCCCCUGGCGUACCAAAAGCAGCAACCUUUGAAACUUUAACAGCCCCCUUCAAUGACAUAGCUGCUGUCGAAAAACUUUUUGAGGCUAACAAAGGAGAGAUUUCAGCUGUAAUUCUUGAACCCGUUGUAGGAAAUUCCGGUUUCAUCCCACCUAAACCAGAGUUCCUUAAUGCUAUCCGCAGGAUCACCAAAGAAAAUGACGCUCUUCUAAUCUUUGAUGAAGUUAUGACUGGAUUCCGUUUGUCAUACGGUGGAGCUCAGGAGUAUUUUGGCAUAACUCCCGACCUAACAACACUGGGGAAGAUCAUUGGUGGUGGUUUACCAGUUGGUGCAUAUGGAGGAAGGAGGGAGAUCAUGGAAAUGGUUGCACCAGCGGGACCAAUGUACCAGGCCGGGACCUUGAGCGGAAACCCACUGGCAAUGACAGCUGGGAUUCACACUCUGAAGCGGUUGCAGGAGCCAGGAAGUUACGAGUAUUUGGAUAAGAUCACAGGCGAACUUGUCCAGGGCAUACUGGAUGCUGGCAAGAGGGCUGGACAUUCUAUGUGUGGUGGGCAUAUAAGAGGGAUGUUCGGAUUUUUCUUCACGGAAGGACCUGUUUACGACUUUUCUGAUGCAAAGAAAAGUGAUGGUGCAAAAUUUGCCAGGUUCUUUCAAGGAAUGCUGGAGGAAGGUGUAUAUUUUGCUCCGUCGCAAUUUGAGGCUGGGUUCACUAGCUUGGCACAUACAGCUGAAGAUAUUCAACAUACGAUAAAUGCAGCUGAGAAAGUUUUCCGCAAGAUUUAGAGAGUAGAUCUUUUUGUACUACGAGCCGAUCAAAAUAACCCCUUUUGUCAAUGUGAGCCCUCAUUUGUAUUGAUAUGUCUGAAGACACAUAGCAAUUCGAUUUUUAUCAGUUUUAUUCAGUGAGUAACCUGUUGAAGUUUGAGUGUAUUAUUUCAGUUUAGGUUUGUGUUAAUUAAAUCUUCACAAUCUCACCUCAGCAGGUGUGUUUAUAAAUUCCUAGUUAUUAUUAUUAUUA
This is a messenger RNA of Mercurialis annua (annual mercury), 1767 nucleotides long. RefSeq names its product glutamate-1-semialdehyde 2,1-aminomutase 2, chloroplastic-like. Gene Ontology annotation, biological process: tetrapyrrole biosynthetic process. The coding region runs from base 114 to 1532 and encodes 472 amino acids. NCBI's taxonomy places the organism in Eukaryota, Viridiplantae, Streptophyta, Magnoliopsida, Malpighiales, Euphorbiaceae. The transcript is spliced from 3 exons. Gene Ontology annotation, cellular component: chloroplast. Gene Ontology annotation, molecular function: pyridoxal phosphate binding; glutamate-1-semialdehyde 2,1-aminomutase activity; transaminase activity. The record is from RefSeq and is a predicted model, not a curated record.